This is a messenger RNA of Octodon degus (degu), 1505 nucleotides long. It is a transcript of the gene CUNH10orf88, whose product is annotated as chromosome unknown C10orf88 homolog. Lineage: Eukaryota; Metazoa; Chordata; Mammalia; Rodentia; Octodontidae. The record is from RefSeq and is a predicted model, not a curated record. Bases 40 to 1374 code for a protein of 444 amino acids. The transcript is spliced from 6 exons.
AAAGCGGUUCCGGUCUUGGCGUGGGUUAGAGGCGGCGGAAUGGAGACCCAGACUGAGGACGCGGGGUUGACCCACCGCCCGACGCUGGCUUCUUCGUGGGAUGUCGCCAGUGGGGCGCUGAGCCAGAGCCUCCUUCUCACCCGGCCCCGGCUCGGGGUCCAGAAUGUCGACUGGGAGGAGCUUCUGGCGCCGCCUGCUCCAGGCCACGGCCUGGUGCGCUUGCAGAGCAGCCGGAGCCCCGAAGAUGGGAGCCCCUGUUUCCUUUACCUGAGGGGAGACCCGAAGGGAGAGGAAGAACUCGAUUGCGUUGGCCUUUUAAGUUCAGCAAGAAACAUGGAAGUGUACGUGGGAGAGGAGUACUGCGGCACGAGUAGGGGCAGCAGCGUCUGCAGCAUUCUGGAGAGCAGUGAACAUGAUAAGAUCAUUUUGUAUAAAAAGUACUUAAAAUUGGAACCUUCAACACAUGCAUGUAAAAUAAAGUUGCUGUCCUUUGGUGAAAAGCAGUGUGUGUUCAUCGGUAGAGUUGUGGUGCAUAUGAGACCGAUUUCGGCAAAUUCUUCACCAGCCUCUCCUGCUCUAGGAUCAAGGAUAGACCUGGACAAGGUCCAAACCAUGAUGGAAUCCAUGGGGUCAAAGUUGUCACCUGGAGCUCAGCAGCUGAUGAAUAUGGUUAGAUUUCAGCAGCAGAAUUGUAUUUCCAUUGGAGAACAGCUUCAGUCAGUUUUGGGAACUGCCGGAUUCUCGCACAUGAUUGCACUACAGUCAUCUACUUCAGGACUCUUAGACACGUCGUCCUCCACACGUUUUCCUUUCAAAACUGGAUUGGCCUCUGCAAACAUGAGUGAAAAUUUAAAGGCUUUCAUUGAUAAAAGCACACAGCCACCUGAUGAUGGAAAUACUACAAACCAUGAUGAGUAUAAAAUUGUGCCACAAAACCAUUGCUUUCUUGAAAAUGAUCUUAAAAAUGCAGUGUCUUCUUUCUUACCAAAAAAAGCAAAUGACAGCUCCAACAUGCCCAACUCUGAGCUGCUGCCUUUUCUUCAGAAUUUAUGCAGUCAAGUUAACCAUCUCCGAGUGGGACCUAAUCCAAAGUCGCAGGAGCGUACCUCCAAGCCCCGGGAAGGCGUGGUGGGCAUUUCAGUAGAAGAACAGCCCAUUUGCUCCUACUUGGAAAAGAUUCUUUCUAAAAAUAUGGAACUGAUGGAAAAGAAACUUAUGGACUACAUUGACCAGCGAGUCUAUAAAUUGCAGGAGCACAUAGAUGAUAAAAUUGCUUUGUUAAUGGACUUGCUGCAAAAUCCGAACUUCCCACUUGCUGGGAUGCCGCUAACACAUUAUGACUCGGGAGAAAGACUUUCAAAUGGAGAAAGAUAAGUUUCUCGAUGUGUAUUCUAUACUGCAGAUAUUUAUUACUUAUUUAUUACAAAGCCAAAACCCAAAAAUGUUUAUGAAAAGCAAGUAUUUAACGUCCUUUAAAGAUCAUUGUCUUACAUAAAGUGACCUCA